AUGGAGAAAAUGAAUGUCCGUUUUUUAAUUGCGUUGAUGGUGAUGUCUCUGGUUCUGGGUUUCUCGUCGGCAGUUGAUUUCAGAUGGAGGAAAACGGCGGGAUUCUCUGAUAGAUUCACCAGAGCCGUUUCUUCAGUUGUGUUCCCAGUUCAUGGGAACGUUUAUCCUCUUGGGUAUUACAAUGUUACCAUCAACAUAGGACAACCACCAAGACCUUAUUAUCUUGAUCUUGACACUGGUAGUGAUCUCACAUGGCUCCAAUGUGAUGCUCCUUGUGUUCGUUGCUUGGAGGCACCUCAUCCACUUUAUCAGCCUAGCAACGAUCUGAUUCCUUGCACUGAUCCACUUUGUAAAGCAUUGCAUAUUAAUGGUAACGAUAGAUGUGAGGCUCCAGAGCAAUGUGACUAUGAGGUUGAGUAUGCUGAUGGAGGAUCUUCUCUUGGCGUUCUUGUUAGAGAUGUCUUCUCUUUGAACUAUACGGAAGGUCUCCGGCUCACCCCUCGUCUUGCUCUCGGAUGCGGAUACGAUCAGAUCCCAGGGGCUUCGAGUCAUCAUCCUCUAGAUGGAGUAUUAGGGCUUGGUAGAGGGAAAGUAAGCAUCCUGUCGCAGCUUCAUAGCCAAGGUUAUGUGAAGAAUGUUAUCGGUCAUUGCUUAAGCAGUCUAGGUGGAGGAGUUCUGUUUUUCGGCAACGAUCUUUAUGAUUCUUCAAGGGUCUCUUGGACACCCAUGUCCCGUGAAAACUCUAAACACUACUCUCCGGCAAUGGGAGGGGAACUUCUGUUUGGGGGAAGAACAACGGGACUGAAGAAUCUAGCGACAGUAUUUGACAGUGGCAGUUCUUACACGUACUUUAAUUCCAAGGCAUACCAGGCAGUAACGUACUUGCUAAAAAGGGAGCUAAGUGGAAAACCGUUGAAAGAAGCACGGGACGAUCACACGCUGCCUUUAUGUUGGCAAGGACGUAGACCGUUCAUGAGCAUUGAAGAAGUCAAGAAGUAUUUCAAGCCUCUAGCUUUGAGCUUCAAAACCGGCUGGAGAUCCAAAACUAUGUUUGAAAUUCCCCCAGAAGCUUAUCUCAUCAUUUCCAUGAAAGGGAAUGUAUGUUUAGGGAUCUUGAAUGGCACAGAGAUUGGUCUCCAGAACUUAAACCUCAUCGGCGAUAUAUCGAUGCAAGAUCAGAUGAUAAUCUAUGAUAAUGAGAAGCAAUCCAUCGGGUGGAUUCCAGCGGAUUGCGAUGAACUUGCUUCACUAAAAGCUGCUGCUCAAGUGUAUGAAUAUUAA
Molecule: messenger RNA, 1281 nt
Organism: Thlaspi arvense
Lineage: Eukaryota; Viridiplantae; Streptophyta; Magnoliopsida; Brassicales; Brassicaceae
Source: the annotation of a GenBank genome assembly